Myotis brandtii (Brandt's bat) is the source of this 630-nucleotide messenger RNA. Its product is annotated as inter-alpha-trypsin inhibitor heavy chain H3. The transcript has 5 exons. Lineage: Eukaryota; Metazoa; Chordata; Mammalia; Chiroptera; Vespertilionidae. The record is from RefSeq and is a predicted model, not a curated record. Bases 38 to 616 code for a protein of 192 amino acids.
CAUAUAAAGACUGCGGGCCAGGCCUGCGUGUUCAGCGAUGGCGUCUGCUUGGUGGCCCUGCCUCAUCGUGGCCCUGCUCUCCAGCUCGGUGGCCUUUGGCUUCCCAAGAAGCCCCUCCCGGCCACUUGAGAAACAAAACGUCCUGGAUGAGAAGGCUGACAACAUUGAGGUCUACAGUACCAAGGUCAGCUGCAAGGUGACCUCCCGCUUUGCUCACAAUGUUGUCACCACGAGGGCCGCCAACCGCGCAAAUGCCGCCAAGGAUGUCUCCUUUGACGUGGAGCUGCCCAAGACCGCUUUCAUCACCAACUUCACCCUGACCAUCGACGGUGUUACCUACCCUGGUAACGUCAAGGAGAAGGAAGUCGCCAAGAAGCAGUAUGAAAAGGCUGUGUCCCAGGGCAAGACAGCUGGUUUGGUCAAGGCCUCUGGGCGGAAGUUGGAGAAAUUCACGGUGUCAGUCAAUGUGGCUGCGGGCAGCAAAGUCAUGUUUCAGCUAACCUAUGAAGAGCUGCUGAAGAGGAACAAGGGCAAGUACGAGAUGUAUCUUAAGGUCCAGCCCAAACAACUGGUCAAGGACUUUGAGGUAAUCAAACACCUCUGCAGGCCCUGCUGAAACUGUGGGCACAG